AUGGCUGUGAGAGAUGGACCCACAGAACCUGCAACACCGGGAUUACCUUGGCGGAUUACAGGACAGCCGUUAAACACCAAACAGAUUUGGCGUUCAUAUGUUGCCUAUGUAAGGACAACGACGACCAGGCAGCCCACACCGACGACGACCAGCCAGCCCACACCGACAACGCCCAGCCAGCCCAAGACGACGACGACGACCAGCCAGCCCACACCGACGACGACCAGCCAGCCCACACCGACGACGACCAGCCAGCCCACACCGACGACGCCCAGCCAGCCAAAAACGAUGACGACGACCAGCCUACCCAAGACGACGACGACCAGCCAGCCCACACCGACGACGCCCAGCCAGCCCAAGACGACGACGACGACCAGCCAGCCCACACCGACGACGACCAGCCGGCCAAAGAGGACGACGACGACCAGCCAGCCCACACCGACGACGACGACGACCAGCCAGCCCAAGACGACGACAACCAGCCAGCCCACACCGACGACGACCAGCCAGCCCAAGACGACGACGACCAGCCAGCCCACACCUACAACGCCCAGCCAGCCCAAGACGACGACGACGACCAGCCAGCCCACACCGACAACGCCCACCCACACCGACAACGCCCAGCCAGCCCAAGACGACGACGACCAGCCAGCCCACACCGACGACGACCAGCCAGCUCACAACGACAACGCCCAGCCAGCCCAAGACGACGACCAGCCAGCCCACACCGACAACGCCCAGCCAGCCCAAGACGACGACGACGACCAGCCAGCCCAAAACGACGACCAACCAGCCCGUGACAUCAACACCACCUUCGACCAUCCAGCCCGUGACAUCAACACCACCUUCAACCAUUCAGCUCAGAACACCACCAACUCCAUCAUCGAUGAUGAUAACCAGUCGCGCUGUACUAUCGGCCAGCCUGCCUUUGGAAGCACCAGAGUUGGAAAUCAAAGUAUACAGUCAUCAAUGUCAGAGGGCCAAUUCGGGCGGUUUACAGUUUCCAUGGAUUUGCACGUACCAGAGGCCCGGCUAGACGAAACGUACGUGUUACGGCACCACGAAUUUUCUAGCGACUCUGAGGAUGACUCUGGGGAUGACAACGUGGACAGGUAGCCUUUUUUAAUACAUAAAA
Messenger RNA from Saccostrea cuccullata (small rock oyster), 1135 nucleotides. RefSeq names its product proteoglycan 4-like. The coding region runs from base 1 to 1116 and encodes 371 amino acids. Lineage: Eukaryota; Metazoa; Mollusca; Bivalvia; Ostreida; Ostreidae. The transcript is spliced from 4 exons. The record is from RefSeq and is a predicted model, not a curated record.